Messenger RNA from Babesia bigemina, 5391 nucleotides. RefSeq lists its product as hypothetical. Lineage: Eukaryota; Apicomplexa; Aconoidasida; Piroplasmida; Babesiidae. Bases 1 to 5391 code for a protein of 1796 amino acids. The transcript has a single exon. The record is from RefSeq and is a predicted model, not a curated record.
AUGGCUAAGCAUGGAGUCAAAUUAGACACUCUUAAGGACUGUUUCCAGUUCCUUCAGUGGUUGAACGGCCCAAAAGGCCAAACUAGAAAUGUGAUAACUGAGUUUGUUCAAAGGUUGAGUCCGUAUUAUCAAUUUAAUACACAAUUAAAGGGGCAAUUGCAAGUUCAAUACACUAAGUUUCUUAAAAAUGUCUCGCUGCUAUACAAAGCAUUGUCAUCUAAUGAACAUAUUACACGGCGCACUUAUACGGUCAAAGCAAAUGAUAUUGUCGAAUCUCUUUCAGAAUACGUCCCUAAGUUCCUCGCUGCAUUAUAUUACUUGCAGUAUCGCGUUGAUACUGAGUUCGGCAAAGUUGGAGGUGGAGAUUGGGCUUCAAAGUCUCCAAAUUCCGGAGAUUUUCAGAAGUUUUUGACUACUGGGAAUGACAUUAUUGGCGGCGGGUUCAGUGCCGGAGAGCUUAAAAAUGUAAAGGGUAGCGAUCUUGUUAAAGUAUUGCGUGAAAUUUUAAAUAAAUACGGUGCUAAAGGAAAGCCGGUGCAUGAUCAUUUUCGAAAUGUUAUGUUGACGACAUUAGGCAAAUCGUUGGACGCUGGGAAUACCGGGAACGCCGUCUUUCUUCUGCCCUUUUUUUGCGAGUUGGUUCUUGAAGACUCCGGCGGCACUAAGUACAAACCCUCUAUGGAAAAAGGCAUUGGACCUAAGACAAUAUGUUGGCAAGAUUUAACAAGUCAUUGUGUGAUGCUGAAAGAAACCAUUGAUGCACUGAUGAGAGCGGGAUUUUCUGCUACCGGUAUAGCGUUUAGACCUAAGGAGGAUGUUAAAUUUGUUACAAAGGCCGCCGAGUGGUUUAGAGAAAAUUUGCUGAGUACCGCAGACGUCUUAAAACGCAUGAUACCUCAGUCAAUCCGCUCGCAGUUGAAUGAACUGCAAUCGUUUGCCAACGAUAAACUCUAUCCCCAUGGGUUCAUUUUCGACGGGAGUAAACAGAGAGUGUGGGCCAAACCCAAUAAACUAGAUGAAUGGAAUCCUAUAUUUCAAAAGUUCCUCCAGCUAGAUGAAAUGCUGAGGAAACUUAAAACGAUUUUGGAUGGUUAUAAUUGCGGCGCUGCGCCCUUGGUCACCAAAGCCGAGGCGGCGAAGCCGACUGCCACUAAAACUGAGGCGACUAAAACAGAGGCUGCGAAGCCUGCUUCACCUAAAGCUAAGGUAACAUUAAAUCAGAAUAAUGUUCAAAGUGGAGGAAAUGCUUCAACUUCAUCAGUUGGCAAACCUUCAUCUCAGCCUUCCGGUGGUACAAGAGAGCCAGGACAGUCUGUGCCUCAAGGUGAUCGAGGCCAGCAAGGGACUGGUGGUUCAGAAUUUUCGAAACCUGCCGCUUCACCAGCAAAACAAACUGUUCAGCCGCAACAGCCCAUUCAACCCCAACCAGCACAACCCCCUCAAGCCACUCCCCCUCCAGCCCCUGCCUCCCCUAGUCAGCCGGGUAGCGGGGGUGGGAGGCCAAAUGGCGGUGGUGGUGCGGGUCAGAAGGCUGGUGGAUCUCCACAGCCUGGACAAUCUCAGUCACCGAGUGUCCAAGCUUCAGGCCCUCCGUCACUUGGUGCCUCUGGUACCGGUGGUGGUAAUGGGCAGGGUAAGCAGCCGGGGUCCUCUGUUCCUGGCCCACCAAGUGGUAAAGAUCCCGGUUCAAAGGGCGGUGGUACUACGGUUCAACAAUCUGCUGGAUCUUCAUCAACUAACCAAUAUCAAAGCCCUCAGUCACCUGGUGCCUCUGGUUCCAGCAGUGGUAAGGUGUCUCCUUCUGGGUCUGGUCAACCAGGUGGUAAUGGGCUGGGUUCACACGGCGGUGAUCCUAAAAGUACACAGAUUCCUUCGUUGCCAUCCCCUGCUCCACCUCAGCCUCCAGGUGUUCAAUCUUCAGGCGCUUCGUCACCUGAUGCUCCUGCUCCCAGUAGUGGUCAGGGCCUGGGUGACCAGGUGGGUUCUUCUGGCACCACUCAGCAGCAUGGUAGAGGUACAUCGCGAAGUUCCACCAACGUUGCUACUACUACGUCCGCUGGUUCGGCUCCUGGUGCAGGUGGCGGUGGAGGAGUUGGUGGGAGUAAUGGGAAGGGUACGGCAGGGAAGGAUCAGGGGUCCGGUAAAUCCCAUGAUCAAAAGCAAGACGAGAAAAGCCCACUGCCAGCCUGCAAAAAUGGUGAACAUCCAUUCACUAAAAGCGGUGAAUACAAAUGUUUUCGAAAACCUACGACGAGGAAUUUAACCAAUACAUACGAUAACGUUUGGGAGGACGUCAAUAAAAUAACACAAAAUAGAACAAUUCAAAAGAAUAUACAAAAAAACAAGGAAAAGCAAAAUUUACCACCUCGAAUUCCACCCACCCUUCCAACUCAUCCCACCCCUCAAAUUCCACCCAACCGUCACACUCCACCUAGCCGUCCUGCUCCCGGGCCUACUACUCAGAUCCCGUCUACUCCUCAGCCGCCCAGUGGCAGCCCUGUUAAUCAGCGUCCGCAGAAUGUUCCACAGCAGAGGGACGUUGGACGGGGGGCUACGGAUGCGGUGCCAUCCGAAAUCACAGGUACAAUCAUAAAGGAUACCGAUACAAAGAAAAAGUACGAUAAGAUAGGACGCAGAGUGGAAACCGAACAACAAGUGAGAAAGUGGAACAGGGAAGCCGAAGAGUCGAAGGUUAAAGAACAAGCAAAAACAUCAUUUGCAAUACUGAAAGCAAAUGCUGCGGAAGAAUGGAAAAAGCAGCUAGAAGAGGGGGAGCGCAAGAAAAAACACGAUGAUGCAGCAGAGAAAAUGCAAAAAACAUUGCAGCAAGGGGAUAUAGAGUUGGAGCUCAAAAGAAAAGAAAAGCAAAGAAGAAUGGAUGCCGAACGUGAAUACCAAAAAUCCACUGAACAAUAUAAGCGCCAACUUCUCCAUGGAAUGGAUGUUGAUACAAAAGUUCUAAACGAACAUCCCAGGAGACCUACGUAUCCCGAUGCGGCAAGAGUGGAAACUGAAGUUGCGAGGCGGAAUGCAAGGGAGGACCCAAUGGCCACGGCGACGCCUAUUCAUCCAGAUAAGCAGCCUGUUGAUCUCGAAGGAGAUGCCACGCCCGGCUCUAAAGGUAUUCCAAAAUCCACUUUCCCACCUCUGUCUAGCAAUAUUGGUGUUCCGAUGAGUUACCCGAUCAAGCCACCACAAACCAAAAAGUCAAAAACGACGUCAUAUGAGCCGGAACUUACAGUUACCAAUAUUCCCGAUUUUAACAUGAAACAUCGUUGGUUACCCCCUCCACCAAUCGUUGCGCCGCCCACUUCACUUCCUCCCCCCGCGGCACCGCAUCAUUCAGCUCUCCUACAACAUGACCAUACCUUACAAACGAUGGCAGCCAAAAGUAGAGACCCGAAUGCAUUUGUCUCAAAAGCCGAAGGCACCCCUAUUUCGGCACCUGAUGUGCAUUCGUCAUUCAUUCCUACGGUAUACGUAGAGCCUCCACCACCAGGCGGUUUACAGAUUGCUCUGCCAGACCGCCCUUCACCCAAAGUCGAUGACCCCGAGUUCUUCAUCGAAGUCGCCAAACAUACAUUGCCAGAAAACAACCUUGACUUUGAUUUGGAUUUCGAUGAUGAAUCAACCCAUAUUAGGAAUGAGACACCGCCUGACCCCGUAGAUCCAUCAUUUCCUGCAAUCUCAUUCAAUAUACCGCCUCCGGGCCCAGAGCAGUCAAUGCCACCACAGAAUGAUUUUGAUCCAGAUAUUAUCAGUCGCCCUGACCUUAAAAUGUGCACUGCCCCGUGGAUGACUCAGACAGAAACUGGAGACUCCCCCGACAUCCCUGAGACGGAGCUGUUCCCCGCCGAGGCCCCGCGCAAUGUCCGGGAGAUGCUUACUUGGCUGGCUGGGCUUAGGAACGAAAAGCAUCAUGGCACACUCAGACAAUGUAUUAACAAGGCAUUUAGCGGCUUGUAUAGUGACCCUUCACAGCUUGCACUCUUCAUCAACCACGCAAAAAUCAGACCCGGAGAUGUCUUCGACAUACUCCAACUUACCGCCAUGUUUGCUGGAUCCGUGCUCAAUUCCAUCGCACCUAACUGGAGAGCUAGUGUCCCAUCAAGAACUGUGCAGCCUAAGUCAUCUGACCAAUCCUAUGAGCCUGAUUGCUGCGCCCUCCUCUGCCAGCUGCGUGACUACGUCUACGCCUGCUGCCACCAGUUGCAGUUCCUCAAGUCGCAGUGUAAUAGAGGAAAGUCACAUGGUGGUUGGCAGAAUUGUCAAUACGGCAGAGAUCUCAAGACUCCAUCUCCCCUUCAGGCCUUUCUUACCGACGCCUACGACUCCAAGUUCAAGACGCACCUCUUCGACCCGUGCAACCUGUGCCUCAAGAGCCGUAUCAAGAUGGGAUUUAAGAGAGGGGAUUUGCCUAAUACAUCGCAACAGGGCAGUGUCAUUUCCACCAUCCUCUCUCCCAGCUGCGGCGGUGACGACCUCUUACUGACAUUGUCCUCCUACCUCAACUGCAUCACCAGGCGGACGCCGCGCACCACCGGGGAGCUCGUCUCCUUCUUCCAUCAUUUGGGCAAUUCGCUUCAUGAUAUGUAUUCAGAUACAUUGUUGCCACUAGGCACUGCACUCGCCAAGUCACAUGCCGACUGCCCUGACUGGGACCAUCUUGGUCGCCACGGCCUCCAAGCUGUCAGUGGCAUCCGAGGGUCCGAGCCUCUCAACUUCAUAUCCAAAAACAACUCCAGCCACGACAAGGACCAUCCCCGUACCCUGUCCACACUGGUCAGCUGCGGCAGUGACCCUGACAACUGCCAUCCACGUAUGUCUCCCAUCACGUACCGGGCUUACGCAAUGUACUCUCAUACCUUCGCCAACACCUACCUUAGCUGGGCGGUGUACCUGCCGGACAGACUGUGGGAGUCACUUCAAACAUUGCACUAUGAACUCAAUAAGCACGACAGCAGCAAGUGCACAUCCCUCUACCUGUGUUCCACUGCGCUGCCCCUCCUCUACACUCACGGGUUCACGCCGCCGGAGGGCACAUUGCAGUUACCACUCAAGUGUUCAGAUGUCAUUGUCAAGCUGCAGGAAAUUGUCAACGGUGGGCCUAUCGCAACCCUCCUGACCGCCAUGGACAAUUUCCUCUACGGCAUCCGGGAGCCAUUCAUCUUCACCCUCGUCGCACUGUGGUCCACCGCAUUGCUGGUCCUCGCCAACACAAUGUUGUACCACUUGGACGUGCUCCACAUCCGGUCACACCUUAUCCGCACCAAGGCCUCCCAUCUCAUCGACGUCAAGGCCUUACUCACCAAAGGCCGGAAGAUGCUUUCACUUUACAAGGACGUCGACUACUUCGACGAGGACCCUAUUGGUCAACUUGUUAUUCGAUAA